This is a messenger RNA of Drosophila hydei, 1447 nucleotides long. RefSeq names its product fibrinogen-like protein 1. The coding region runs from base 160 to 1437 and encodes 425 amino acids. The record is from RefSeq and is a predicted model, not a curated record. The transcript has 4 exons. Lineage: Eukaryota; Metazoa; Arthropoda; Insecta; Diptera; Drosophilidae.
AAUUCUUUGCAUCACAUAGCUUUGGCUCGACUUAUAUUGUAAAUGACAUAGCUUACUGUUGUUGUGACAUUUGCUUGACGUUUAAGCAAAAAAUCAGAUGUGGGCGAUUCAAUAUUCAAUGGAACUUCCACAAUUUCAAUGCCAUAAUUUUAUACCAUUAUGAAUACUCAAAAUAUAUUUACUAUUCAAUUGGAACCAGAGGACACAUCGGAGAAAGUUGUGCCGCCGAAUGAGUGGGAAAUUUUACGGGAUAAUGCCUGCAGUACAAUUUCUCAGCUGAAGAAAAUUAAAUUUUCGGUAUACAAGGAGAAGCUAAAUUUAUACAGCGAGAAAUGUAAAAUCAAAGAUGACGUCAUCAUGGCUCUUCAAACAUGUUUGGAAACGUAUAAGAACACUAAUGAGAACAAUAAUGAGCUGGUAUCAUUCCUAAAGGCGAAACUCGCUGAAAGGCAUUCAAAAAUAGUCGCAUUAAAGAAAGAGCAAGAUAGUCUAAGCGUUAGCUACGAAUCAACCAUUCGCGAGAAAAACGAAGUGAUCAACACACAAUAUGCCAUCAUUAUAGAAAAGGAGAAACAUAUCGAGGAGUUAGAAAACAAAAUUAAGGAGCAAUGCGAAUUAACUAUUAGGUCAGAUGAAGAGGUUUCCUCGCUAAAAGUAACUAUUAACGAUAGUGAGAUGAAAAUCAGGGAACGAGAUCAGAAAAUUUCACUACUCGAAAGUAAGUUAGCAACCAAUGCGGAAAGAGUGAGGGCAACUCAAAAUCUGCUUAAGUUUGAUGCCGCACUCAUGCUAUGUAAGCAAAAUGAUCGUUUGAUCGGCUGCACAAUCAAAGAACUGCAGCAGAUCCUUUGUGGGGAAAAAAGAACCGAAAUUAAAAUCAUGUCCCUGCCCCGCAUUGGUCCAAUCAAGGUAGCUGUUGAAAAUGUCACAACUGGCCCCAGCUGGAUGGUCAUUCAGCGUCGUGGUUAUAAAAUGGUAGACUUCAAUCAAGGCUGGUUUUCUUUUGUGGAGGGCUUCGGCAACUUAGACGAGGAUUAUUGGAUCGGCCUGGACAAGAUACAUGCAAUGACCAAAGGUCACAUGCAUGAACUCUACAUCCAUUUGGUAUUUGCCAAUAAGGAAACUCGAUAUGCCUAUUAUGACAACUUUGCCAUUUCUGGCAAAAGCGAUGACUAUAAGCUGAGAUCGCUCGGCAAUUAUGUUGGAAAUGCUGGCGACGGACUGCGCACACACGAGCACCAUAUAUUCAGGACCAUUCGGUAUGAUACCAAAACCACCGUGGAAUACAACCGCUGGUGGCAGCAUGAGUAUCCCAAUUGCAAUUUGAAUGGAACAUUCAAUGAAAAAACUGAAUUUGGUGUAUGGUGGUGCAGAGGAAAUGGCACAUAUAAAUUUGUGGAAUCUGUACAAAUGUUAAUUAGGCGAAAGCAAGUGUAAUUUUAAAACG